AUGAAAGCAACAGGCGAUGUACCUUCUGACAGCACAAGUGAGGAGAAGAAUUCGAAGGAGAUUACGGAGAAAGAGUCAAUAGCCGAGGAAAAUGAAUCCAAAGAUUCCGAAGAGACUGGGCCGAAGAAACCCAUGCAGUCAGAAACGAAUGAAUCAAAAGAAUCUAAGGAAAAUGAGCCUAAAGAGGACGGAACGUUCAAGGAGCCUAUACUGAAAAAACGCGCUGCUGAAGAUUCCGAUGAGGCUCCAGAUGCGAAGAAGCCUAAAGGUACGAGUUAA
This is a messenger RNA of Strongylus vulgaris, 279 nucleotides long. NCBI's taxonomy places the organism in Eukaryota, Metazoa, Nematoda, Chromadorea, Rhabditida, Strongylidae. The record is from the annotation of a GenBank genome assembly.